Molecule: messenger RNA, 3984 nt
Organism: Cygnus olor (mute swan)
Lineage: Eukaryota; Metazoa; Chordata; Aves; Anseriformes; Anatidae
Gene: ZDHHC1
Product: zinc finger DHHC-type containing 1
Exons: 11
Coding region: 555-2273 (572 amino acids)
Biological process (GO): peptidyl-L-cysteine S-palmitoylation; protein targeting to membrane
Cellular component (GO): Golgi apparatus; endoplasmic reticulum
Molecular function (GO): protein-cysteine S-palmitoyltransferase activity
Source: RefSeq, a predicted model, not a curated record
GGAGAAAUUAAAGGGUUGAAAAAAAAAAGAAAAAUUGUACGUAUAUGGUAUAGAGGAGCGUCAAGUAGCUUGUGAACCUGUAGUGCUCAGCCAAUGAGGAAACAGGGGAGGUGAUCAGGCGUCGGGUAAUAGGGAAUAAAAGGUUACGAUUUGUUUACUAUAAUGCGCUCCCAACUGGCAGGACGCCUGCCCUUGCAAUCGCGAAUAAAAUAGCUUCACAGAAGAUCCUGUCUGAAGAAAAUUAUUUGAGAUUUUUCUCACAAUCUGGGGGCUCGUCUGGGAUCUUGUCACCUGCCGAAGAUUUCUUGCCACCACAGACAGGAAGGUGCACCCUGCUGAUUUCAGCGAUCCUGUCGGGGGUGGUGGGUCAUCUUGGUACGGCCGGCAAAGGACUGAGACUGUUAAUCUGAAGACAGGCUCUGCGAAGCUCUGGGGAGAAGGGAGGCCAGCUCUGACAUACACAGACACAGCCCAGACAUAGUCCAGCCCGGAUCGGGUACAGGCACAGGGUUUACUACUGAUAACCUGGACUGGGAAGCCGUGCACGGACCAAGAUGAAUAUCUGCAAUAAGCCUCCUAAUAAGACAGCUCCAGAGAAUUUCGGUGAAGCUGUUCCUGAGGUGCAGGUCCAACGUGCUCGAAGGAAUGGCUGGAGCUGGCCUCUGCACCCUUUCCAGAUUAUUGCCUGGUUGCUGUACCUCUUCUUUGCACUGGUUGGCUUUGGAAUCCUCGUUCCUCUCCUGCCCCUCCACUGGCUGCCCGCUGGCUAUAUCUGUCCAGGAGUGUGUUUUAUCUAUCAUUUAGUUGUUCAUCUUACUGCAGUCUCCAUUGACCCUGCGGAUGCAAAUGUGCGAGAAAAAAACUAUCUAGGGCCUCUGGCCACCUUCAAUCGUAAUCAACAUGCACAUGUCAUUGAAAACCAUCAUUGCCAUGUCUGUGAUGUAAAUGUGAGUGCCAAAUCAAAGCACUGUGGAACUUGCAAUAAAUGUGUGUGUGGCUUUGAUCACCACUGCAAAUGGCUCAACAACUGUGUGGGAGAGAGGAAUUACUGGUUCUUUUUGAAUAGUGUGCUGUCUGCCAUUCUGGGCCUUGGGCUUCUGCUGCUCGUUGCUUGCUACGUCUUUGUGGAGUUCUUCAUUAACCCCAUGAUGCUUCGCUCUGACCAGCACUACGAAGUUCUAAAGAACCACACGGACGUCUGGUUUGUGUUUCUUCCUGCUGCUCCUGUUGAGACUGGGGCUCCAGCCAUUUUGGUUCCAGCUGGGACUUUUAUUCUACUGAGCCUAGUGACCGUGUUCCUGCUAGGCCACCUCUUGACCUUUCACAUCUAUCUUAUGUGGAACAAGCUGACUACGUAUGAGUACAUCCUGCAGCAGCGUCCCCAGCAAGAGGCUAAAGAGGCAGACAAGCAACUGGAAUCUUGUCCCUCCCAAGUGAUCCCCAGUCAGGAAGUGGACUUUUUUUCAGGUAACCCUGGCUAUACAGACCCUGGUAUUCAGGUAGAGGACUUUGCAACAGUAACUUCAGGAAAAGGCUUUUCAAAGCUCUACAUCCACAAUGAUGAAGCUGAUCCUGAGCAGACCACCUCUCCUGACCUCCCAUCUCUUCACUUUGCCGUCCCUUCACAGAGACAGAAGAAAAGACGAAAGAAGACGCACAAGACUUCUUCUGCAGCAACAGAGAGCAGAUCUAAAACACAUGCUAGACCUUGGCCCUCUUUCCCAGGUCCUCAGUCAGAGUUUCCAGCCACAGCUGCUGCCACCUCCUCUUCCCACAGUCUUCGCCUCGUAGUGCCAGCUUUCCCUCUGAGAGCUGCUGUGCCCCCCAGCAGCACUGGUCCCAUCCAGGCGGCGGGACCCCCGGCUGACUAUCACUCAGAGUCUGCUGAGUCCAUGGAUGAAAUUCCUGUGGCUCAGACUCACCUUGGGAACACAGCCCCUCAUGGUCCUUCUAAGAAUAGCUCAAGCAAUGCUCAGCAUUAUCCUGUGUCCACGGACGAUCCCAGAGGUGACAGGGAGAAGAACCUGUAUUCUGGGCACAAGGUAAAAAGGAAAAGGUGCCAGCAAGACAGACACAUGGAACAAGACCUGGAACUUUUUUCUAAGAUUCCUGCUGUGUUUGUAAGUAAGAGCAGUGGAGAACCUCAACUGUCACAGCCCCAGCCUGCUGGGAACACAUCUGAGCCACACCACAGAAAAUGCACCAGCAAGCAGCAUUUGGGCAGACACAAUCCACGCUUAAAGGACAUAAGGACAAACACCACAGUGGCCUAGCGAUCAGCCUUCCAAAGCCAUACCCUUUGGGAAUGAGACAAGAGGUUCUCUUUCUAUUUGUAUGUUGCUGUUCAAAGAUCUUGACUCCAGAAACUCAUUCUCUGGAGGUAGCAGUGUCCCUUUACAUGAUGCUGACCAUCUUCCAGCAGACCUAGCUGAGAGGCAGAAAAAACCCUGCUGCAUCUUUCUUUUUUUUUUCUGGCUGCUGCAUCUUCCUAAGACAGAAGUGCCCCUGAGCCCAAUACCACUCUCCUUGUCGAGGAGAACAGAAUUCCCCUGACAGGGAUGCGCCCAGGGCAGCCUCUGGCCCUUAGCCAGUGUUAGCACUCUGUAGAGCACUGAGGGCCUCAUCCCCUCACUGUGUGCGUGCCAUCACUCCACUGUGAGACAUUUCUUGCUGCCUGGCUAAAGGCAACAGGCAAUAAGGAGACAAACCUGAGGCAGGCGCAUUGAGAAGCUGCUAGAGAGAACUAAAACAGUGUUUUCCAUAGGAAGGGGCUGUCCCCUCCUGGCCCUCUGCAGACCAGUACUGCAGUAACUUUUGGUGUGUGGGAAAAAAACAAGGCUGCAUCUCUGCCAUCCCUCGGUACCCUGAAAACUAAAUUUUCCAUCUGCCUCUACCCACUCAGUCUCUGGAUCAUGCCUGGGGGCCUCAGCAGGUAGACAGGGAGUAACCUCAGGAUUGCUCUGUCCCUAUACCACUUUCCACUGUGCACCUUCAAGCCAAGUCCACCAGCAUGUAUUCUCUAAAGCAGUGUGGUUUGACCUACUCAACUGCACCUUCCCAGCAGCCUGAAGUGCCCCACAGUGCAGCUUUCUCAUCAGAAACUCUGGGACACAGCAGGUCCUGAAAGCUUUCCGUCUCCUGGGCUUGCCAAAUCAGCAUCAGGCCACAGCCAAGCUUGGACUCUCUGUAUUGCAGAAAAAUCCCACACCAGACACCAGGGCAUGUGGCCAGUGCCUGGAGUCACAGCUCUGUGCCGGUGGUGAGAAGCAGAGAGCUGUCUGGGCUGCAGAGCCUGUGCUUUCCGUGUCCUCCUGGCUUCCACGGGCAGCAUGCCCUGCUGCAAAUUCCUGGCUGAGCACCGAGGCCAGGGCUGCCAGGAAGCCCAGAUCUGCCUAGCAGCCAGCUACCUCAGAGCCCAGGAUAGCAGCAAAGCACGCAUCCCGGCAGGCCUGGCCACCAGCACGUAUGUGCCUGAUCCCACUUCCCAUCUGACAGCUGCACAGCCCAUGCCUCCCUGGCAUGGCAGCGGCCGCCUCGGCUGCUCGCACCGUUUCUGAAGAGGCGCUGCCCGUGUGUGUGAACACGUAGGUGCACCAGCAGAGAGGAGAUGUGGGGAGCCUUUAUCACCCUGCCACAUCAUUUCAUGCAUGGAACCCACAGCCAAACCAUUCUCCAUACUAUGGUGAGUGCAGGUUAGGAAAGGACAAGACGUGGUCCUGCGUGAGUCCAGCUAAGCCGUUCCUCCACUUGCCUAGGCCUGGAACAGCUCUAUCUGUGAGCAUUAUAACAGAAUUGUUCAGUUGGAAGGGACCUACAAAGAUAUUGAGUCCAAGUGCCUGACCACUUCAGGGCUAACCAAAGGCAAAACAUUACUGAGGGCAUUGUCCAAACGUCUCUUGAACACUGACAGACGUGGGGCAGCAACCACCUCUACAGGAAGCCUGUGCCAGUGUUUGACCACUUACACAGUAACGAAAUUUUCCC